CAUCAGGGGCGGACUGACCAUUUGGAAACUCGGGCACUGCCCAAGGGCCCGGGGUCAGUAGGGGGCCCCAUGAGAUGCCCCUGGUACCUUUUUCAUAGGCUUUUUUGAGUUUGGGCAAGGACACAGGGGCCCCAUGAUCCCCUAUUGCCCGGGGGCCCCAUGAGUUGUCAGUCCGCCCCUGUUUCCAAAUGGUCAGUAAGUCCCUGACUGGCCCCACCCUGAAGAGAAUAGUGCUGGC
This is a messenger RNA of Staurois parvus, 238 nucleotides long. NCBI's taxonomy places the organism in Eukaryota, Metazoa, Chordata, Amphibia, Anura, Ranidae. The record is from the annotation of a GenBank genome assembly.